This is a messenger RNA of Ectocarpus siliculosus, 5262 nucleotides long. The record is from the annotation of a GenBank genome assembly. NCBI's taxonomy places the organism in Eukaryota, Phaeophyceae, Ectocarpales, Ectocarpaceae.
AUGCAUUACGUUACAGCCCUUGACGCCACCGUACUCCGCAUACUGGCACAGGGUGGAUGUUGCCUGAAAGACACCGGGGACGCCGCAAGCGCUCUCUGCGUGGACCCCUACACCCCCGCGAGCACCUACGCCUCUCGGAUGAGAAACACUCUACUCCUUCUUGAACGGCUGCUGGGUGUCCUUGUCGAUACCGACGAGCACGCCGUUGUGUGGGAGGCAGAGGCCGUGGUUCCAGAAGAUGGGAUGCAGAAGAGGGCAACCACUUCAGCGGGUGGUCUGGAGCUGGAGAGGUCAGCGGGCAAGCAACCGGGGCCCUCAUCAUGCCAUGGUAGUAUGAAUGAGCACAAGGCGCAUGGCGGUGUGGAGGUGGAUGGGCCCACAGGGACACCCGCCCGAGCGCAGUCGCUGAUUGUUGCUCAUCGGAACGACUUAACACCCGCUGAGAUCCAGGAGAUGAACAAACGUCUCCGUCUCCGCGCGUUCUUGCUUUGCGUGUACGCUAGCAUUUGGGGGAUGGGGGGGCAUCUGGUGGGAGAGGCGUCUCGGGUCAUGUGCAGCGCUUUUAUUCGGCAGUCGUCACCGCUCGAGCUCCGUCAGCAUAUUCGUGACAACAACCUGUUCGACUUUGUUGUGGACAUUGAGCACACAAAGCUCGUACCUAUCGGGGAGGACGCGAGCAUGUGCCCGGGAGCGCUGCCUCGGGGAAUGUGGACACUCGAUCCUCAUUGGGUCACACAGGUCAUGGGAAAAGGGAUCCCUGAUUUAGUGGCAGGACAACAGCACAACCACCCUGCCAAGAAGAUGGCAGGGGAUGAGGCUAAAACAGAGGUUAGCACCGCUGGCUCGCCGCCAGCAACCCCACAGGGAAUUAACUCAGCCCUGCCAAAAGCAGCUCCUCAAACGAUUGCCGGGAGUAAUGGCAACAAACCACCCGGGACGGCUUUCCUUGGUGAGCAAGAAAAUGGACAACGAGGUCUGGAACAGCAAGAGGGUGCUGAAAAGGCCGGACUCGACAGACGUAUCCAUCUGCUCGACAGCGCCCGACGGGAAAUGGCUGACGCUGGCGCCACGAUCGCAGCUGCGUGUGCCGAGGCCAAGGCUGCCGCCGAAUCCGGCACUACGCCACUGGCGAGAACUAACAAUGGUGCAACAGGUCGUCCGGUGAAUCCUGGGCCUUCUCCUGCAGGACAAAGGGAUAGACACGCUGGGCAAGCGCCUUUCACGUCUCAACACGGUGGAUGUACUCUCCCACGGAGUACCGUAUAUCUCAAUAUGCGCCGGCUAGCGACCACGGCAGACAUCGCCGGGGUAAUCGGGCGAGCGCUGAGGCGGGAGAAAGACGGCGUUCUCGAAGCGCCCCAAGAUAGCAGCACAGUGGUAUUUCUGGACGACGUGCAUUUCGCAGAGGAGUCCCCUGGAGAGGGCCGAAGCGAUUCUUCGUGCGGGGCGAACAGCUGCCCCGCGGAGACUAUUCGGGGCAUGAUAGAUGGCUACGAUGCUCUGGGAGAGGUUAGAGUCAGCUCGACAGCCCGACGCCAAACCGAGAAGGAACAGUGGGGACGUGAUCAUGGUGGUCUAGGCGGGGGACAGGCGGGUGCGGCAGGUCUCCCUCGGAUGUGUCAGGUGCACCCCGAUUUCGCCCCUCGAGCACCAUCCGGCCCCGUGGGCGACUCCUUCAGCAGACCAUCUACUGCUGCUGUGCUAGCCGCUAGGACAAGACUGAAUUCUCCAGCUGGUGGGUCAACAAUUGUGACACCGGCGUACUCGCUGGCAAGCACAGCCUCCGGAUCAGGGGCAACAUUGGAGCCUACCGCAGGUGCACCAGCACGUCUUGGCAUGAUAGGAAGCGCAAAUGGGGGUCCAGCUGGCGGCGGAGGACCAACGGUUCCGUCGCUGCUGAACCCCUUGGACAGCAAUCACGAGGACUGCCAACAAGGCCGGCAACCCCCCGGGUUAUCGUCGCAUGCUUCCUCCACGGACCGUCUUUGGACACGUUUUGCGAUCCUAGCACUGGACGCGCCGUCGACGUACAACCGUCUGCUGGCGGCGCUGACGGUCAAGCGGCAGCAUCCCGUCUUGGACUUCUUCGGGACACUGAUCAUGCGCGAGGUGGUGGAACCGCUUCGUGAGAGCUCGCAGCGGAAACUGGCGACAUUCGAGCUGGCACGGCUAAUCCGGGAGAGAGCUUUCGACAUCGGGAUUGAUGUCCAUGAGGAACGAACCAUUCUCGAGACGUGGUUUCCGACGGGCGCUGAGACGCUUCCAAUUUGGACCAACACGAGAGGCCUAGUCAUGGCGGUGGCGUACUGGGAGCAGCAGGCGACCAAGGCGAUCACGGCACAGAAGACGGCCGGGGAGAAACACGGCAGCAAGGGCAGUCUCGCCGGUUCUCGCGAGCACUCCGGUGGCAACAUAUCUUACGUCGAGAUUUGUUCGAAGGGAGAUGAAGGAGCGGGAAACGAGAGCAAGACGCCCCCGAGAAGCAAGCGCGCCGAAAUCCCCCAAACAAUGGUCGCUCACGGAAUCCUGAUGAACACCAAGGAUGUUUUUUCCUUUGGCGCAAUCACGAAGUACUUCGCACGAGCGGUUGAGCUGCUCAAGGUACCUUGGCCGGCGAGGCCCGACUCGAAACCGAUCGUUACUCCUCAGGACGUUACGAACAUCUGCAAGUGCCUGCGUCAGCUGUCUAUUCCGUGGAACCCUCUCUUGGUGUUGCGUCUGGAAAGCCGAGGCAUGUCUCGAGAGGGAGGGCCAGAGUCCGCGUUCCGGCUCGCCUCUGCUCUGGAAGGGACAGGGAUGGUCGUGAUGGACGCCGGGAUUGGGCGGAUGUGUGCCAAGACCGAAAUUGUCAACGGAGCAGGCCCACCCAGAGAGGCUUCUUCGCGUACCUUCAAUGCAACGCUUCGAAAGGCAGUGCUUACGUGUAUCGGGAAGACGUCGCAAGGCCCCCACCUUGAACGGUCAGGAGACGUCGGAGACGAUCUGUGGUUGAAUCCGGGCUGCCGCCAGAGUCCCGAUGCAGCUCAUGCGUACAGCACGAGCAGUCGAAAUGAUGCCACCACGCUAACUACUUCUACUAGUUUUAGCGCCACGUCAAGAGACGAAAAAGCGGGCCUUUCGUCAGCCCACAGCCCUUCAACUGGGGCGGGCCCGCUGGUUCCUACGAAAACGGUACUUCUCGUGAAAGGUGCCGCGAACCUAUGGGGAGCAGGCAACGGGGACUGGCCCCUGCGAGCUCUGAUGGACCUCGUCGAGGGAGGCGACGUUCGGAGACUUUUUUCCGACGCGGAACUCCUCGAGCUAGCUGAAGCCGAGGAGAAACACGAAGCACGCAACCCCAGCGGAAGCUGUAACAUGAAAAACAGCUCCAACGGACAGGGGGCCGCCACAGACGGCGGUAGGGCAAAACGAUCAACGUCGGGCGCUUCGGCAGCGGAAGAGGCAUUGUCUACGGGAGGGGUUGGCGAUGACGAACCUGGGCGCUCUAAUUCCGCUCAACCUAAGAUAUCGAGAUGGUCCUGCUGGACCCGAGGCGGAACCGACUUUGUGUACCGCCGAAUAGUGUCCCACAUCCGUCAAUGCCUCACUGUGGCGCUGUGUCUUGAUGACGAGGAGGUCAUCGCUUUGGGCCCGUCAUUCCCGGCCCUAUCGACUUGCCCAUCCAUGCGUUUGGAGUCGUGGUCUGACCGAUCGAUGCAAAUGGUAGCCGCUAGGAGUCUCGGCGCCGACCUCUCUAAAUCUCCUGCUCCAGCAUCUGGGACGGAUGAACUGGCAAGAAGAGAACGGUUCAGUGGACCAAAUUCCGGUUUCGACGGCAAGGGUCGAGUCUGCCUGUGGUCUGGUGCCACUCACGCAAACCUCGUAGGAUUGCUGGCGUUCGGCCGCUUCCAGAGUACCGUACCGGCGUUCAAAGACCCACCAACAACCCCCGCCGCGGGGACCACCGAAGGGGGAGACGUAGGAUCGGUUGCCGAGCUGAUCGAAAAUGAUCAAUUCGCAGCGGCCGACGAGGCCGAGCGCUUGUUCGACGCAUGGAUGGCAUCGGCGGACCCAUCCGCGUGUGUCGUUGUCUUUCGAGCCGUCGAGGAGUGUGCGGGCGGCAGCUGUGAUGGCGUUGACUGUGAUGGCGGCACAAGAAGCGACGACGCCCGUGUUGGUGGUGUCAAUGUUGAGAUGGACGGUUCUUCGCGUGCCGGUCAAGACCAAGGACGUUGGGGUUCGGUGAAAGCUCAAUGUUUCCGUGCGAUGGCCGAGGAAGGCCGCGGACCGCGACCGGCUUCUAUCGAUGAGGUCUUGCUGCUGUUCAAGCACCUGUGUCGGUUAGGUUGCCGCAGGCUUGUGGAGAGGGCACAGGUACUGAACAGAGCGCUGGCCGCGGCCGAACAUUGGGGAGUGCACAAGGCGCGCCGAGAAGCGGAAAAGAUCCAGCUAAAGAACCGGGCAAAGGACGUCCUCGACGCCCUAAGUCAAAACAACGAACAAGUGCGGCACGUCCAGCAAGAAAAGACCAAGGUGCAAGAGUUCUGGAAUGAGCAAACCAAGAGUACCCGGGAGCAGCGCCAGGCGCAAUUAUUGCGCAUGGAGGAGGUGGAGAAGGCGCUGGAGCCAAUUAUGUCGGCGUACGAGGUGUCUAGAGAUUUACUGUCCACCCUCCAAGAAGAAGACAUGGAGUUCUUGUGUACGCUCUGCCUGGGGUCCAGCAUGUUCAACUCAGCCGCCGGGGUUAGCUCCCAUGUGGCCGAAGCCACGCAGCAGCGGAAGCAGAAAGGCUUGCACCAAGAGCUUCCAUUCAUCAUGGAAACCGUUGCCGUGAUGCUGGGCAACAUGAGCGGCUAUCCUCAGGUCGUGGGGGAGUGGGUCCGCCUUAAGGCUUCCCCGUCCAUGAAAAUCAUUCGAGCGCUUCUCCUUGAUCCAACGAUCGCCGAACGGUUGAGCAGUUUCGACCCUGAGAGCGAGACUGGUCAGAGAGCCGUUAAGCUUGUCAUCGAACAGAUGGCUGAGCGAUCAACGGUUGACAUGUCCAAGACGAAGGUUCCCGAUGGAGUCUCUAAGGGUGUAGCCGGUCGGCAAAGUGGCAGCAGGGAUGGUGGCAGUGCCGAUGGAUCGGGUGACGGCUGCCCAGCAAGUUCGGCGAUCCACUACGCGAAGAAGAUUCCGAUUCUUGCCCUUAAACUGGAAUCCAGGGCGUGCGGGUUGCUGGCGGCUUGGGUGCAAGCGACGGUGGUCCUGUUCGAUGCUUUGUGCACAGCAGCAAAAACGUGA